Messenger RNA from Mustela lutreola (European mink), 363 nucleotides. RefSeq lists its product as uncharacterized. Lineage: Eukaryota; Metazoa; Chordata; Mammalia; Carnivora; Mustelidae. Bases 1 to 363 code for a protein of 120 amino acids. The transcript has 2 exons. The record is from RefSeq and is a predicted model, not a curated record.
AUGGCCGCGGGCGUCGCCCGCCCCGCCGCGCCUCCCGCCCCCCCCCACCUUCGCCGCGCUCGAGUGGCCGCGCUCUCCCCCGCGCUGCUGUCCCCUCCCGCCUGCGGGCCGGGCUCCCGUUACACACCCGCCAGACCACCCACCGCCCGGCCGCCGCGGGCCGCCUCCGCCAGACUGACCGCCAGGCCUGCAGCGCGCCACCCAGACACCGCGCUGCCACCGCCGUCCACCGCGGUCCACCGCGCGCCCUCGACGGCCUGGGGCCCCAGCGAUGUGGGCUCAGCCAAGAAGUGUCUGAGCCGGCCGCGGCCCCUGGACAGUGACUCCAGCAGCUCGCCACCCACCACGUCCCCCGUCCCCUAG